AUGGAGGGAGGACAACUUGAUUUGACCAGUCGUUUUUCCCCCUACUGCAUGUUCUCAGUCAGGUAUAGCGAUGAGAAUUACCGCCGGCUGCUGAACCUCAGCGAAUACAACAUCCUGAACAACUCACAGACCAUUAUGCAGGCCUUGCAGACAGCCAUGCAAAGGAGGAGGCAAAACAUAUCAUGUGUUUCUGUAGGCUUUGAGGUCUUGAUAAGGUUGGACGGGUACGGGACGGUGACCACCACGAUGGAGCAAGAUGGUGUUAUGUCUCAGGAGCUGAUCACUCCCACCGGCCGGCUAGAAGAAGCAAUUAUGCGGCUGGAUCCUGAUGGGGAACCGCGGACUCCUGUUACAAAGAUAGAAUCAUCUCUGUGUUACUUACUGACUAUAAGAGUGAUAAGAGCCAGGAAUAUCCACCGGGCAGAUGUCUUAAGCCAGACUGAUUGCUAUGUGAGCCUGUGGCUACCGACUGCUUCAACUGACAAAUUUCAGACUAAAACCAUCAAGAACUGCAAAGAUCCAGUUUGGAAUGAAACCUUCUACUUCAGGAUCCAGAGUCAGGUCAAGAAUGUCCUGGAACUGGGGCUCUACGAUAAAGAUGUGAUUACUCAAGAUGACCACCUCUUCACGGUGUACUUCGAUAUAGCCAAACUUUCCCUGGGAGACCGAGUCUUCAUGCACUUCACGUGCGAUUCACAGAGACAAGAGGAGCUUGAGGUGGGAUUUGCAUUGGAUAAUAUUUCAGGCCCUCCUGAAACCAUCAUUACUAAUGGAGUACUAGUGUCUCGCAAAAUCUGCUGCUUGGAAGUCCAGGUGGUUGAAAAGAAGAAGAAGAAGAAAAAGGAGAAGAAAUCUGUAUCAAAGAAAGAAUUCUCCUUCAAAGUUCAAGGCUCUUAUGAGGGCACCCAAGACAUCAUGUUGGGAUCUGAUCUGGCCUUCAGCUCCUCCUCUCCUGCCAAAUUCCACUAUGCCAGAUACAAGCAGCCAACGCUGGAUGUUACGCUACCAGGGAAUAAACGACCUCCCUCCUUUCCCUCCCAUGUGUUCAAUACAGGCUCUCCAAACGUGGAACUUCAUUCCUUUCCAAGUGGAAAAAAGAUGACCUUAGCAGAGGAUAAAGGAUUUGGUUUAUAUGCAAAGGCAGAAGACUGCCCAGACCACCUUGAUGUGCGUUUAGGGUUUGACCUCUGCGUGCAGGAGCAAGACUUUCUAUGCAAAAGGAAGAAGUAUGUUGCUCCUGCUCUGAAGAAGGUCCUGCAACUGGACCAGGAUCUCUUGGACCAUGAGACCCCGGUGGUGGCCAUCAUGACCACAGGAGGAGGGAUGAGAUCUUUGACCGCGCUGUACGGCAGCCUGCGGGGGCUCAAGAAACUCAAUGUCUUGGACUGUGCCACAUACUUGACUGGCUUGUCUGGUACUACAUGGACCAUGUCAAACUUGUACAGGGAUGCUGACUGGUCACAAAAGGAUCUCGACAAUCAAAUCAGUGAGGCUCGAAAACAUAUGACAAAAUGCAAAAUAAAUUCCCUUUCCUUGGAGUAUUUGAAGUAUUACAGAAAGCAGCUGUGUCAACGGAAAAGAGAGGGCCGCAAAACGUCUUUUAUAGAUCUCUGGGGCCUUGUCCUGGAAUCUUUGUUGCAUGAUGGGAAGGACAACCAUAGACUCUCUGAUCAGCAACGGGCCAUUGAUCGUGGUCAGAACCCAUUGCCUAUCUAUACUGCAGUCAAUGUCAAGAACAACUACAGCACUCUGGAUUUCAAAGAAUGGGUGGAGUUCACCCCCUACGAGGUGGGAUUGCAAAAAUACGGAGCUUUUGUUCGCACUGAGGAUUUUGGCAGUGAGUUCUUCAUGGGUCGGUUGAUGAAGAAGGUCCCUGAAUCCAGGAUCUGCUUUUUAGAAGGCAUAUGGAGUAGUUUAUUUUCAUUGAAUGUAUUAUAUAUCUGGAAUUUGUCGCAUUCCUCGGAAGACUUUUGGCACAGGUGGACCCGGGACAAAAUCGACAAUAUAGAGGAGGAACCCCUCCUACCACUGAAGCUGCACGAGCUGAGGACUCGCGUGUUCACCCCUCCCGGCCCCCUCGGCAGCGCUCUUCGCAGCGCCCUCACCGACCGCCCCUGCAUUGCCCAGGAGCACAACUUCCUAAAGGGUUUCCAGAUGCAUAACGACUACCUGGAGAACAAGCACUUCUGCAGAUGGAAAGAUACUGUGUUGGACACGUUUCCCAACCAGCUGACACAAUCGGAGGAAUUCCUGUCCCUGGUGGAUACAGGAUUUUUCAUCAAUACAAGCAUCAUGCCACUUCUGAAACCAGAGAGAAAGGUGGAUGUCAUCCUGCAUUUAAAUUACAGUGCAGGAUCCCAGAUACAGGCUCUGGACCAGACCUGCAAGUACUGCUCAGAGCAGGGGAUCCCUUUUCCCAGAGUGGACUUGAGUGAAGAAGAGAGGAAAAACCUGAAGGAGUGUUACCUCUUUGAUGGUGCUGAGACUCCAGGAGCACCAGUACUGGUAUUUUUCCCGCUAAUUAAUGAUACCUUCCAAAAAUACAAAGCACCAGGUCAGAGGCGCUCAGAGUCAGAGAUGGAAGAUGGCAAAGUUGAUCUUUACGGCCGCUGUUCCCCUUAUUCAACAUAUUCAAUCCAAUACACCGAGAAGGCGUAUGACCGUCUGGUUCAGCUGGGUGAAUACAACAUCCUGAAUAAUGAGGACCUCAUUAUGCAGGCCUUGCACACGGGAGUGGCACGGAAAAAGCAGAAAAGGAAAUAA
Messenger RNA from Calidris pugnax (ruff), 2763 nucleotides. Its product is annotated as cytosolic phospholipase A2 epsilon-like. The record is from RefSeq and is a predicted model, not a curated record. Gene Ontology annotation, biological process: glycerophospholipid catabolic process. NCBI's taxonomy places the organism in Eukaryota, Metazoa, Chordata, Aves, Charadriiformes, Scolopacidae. The coding region runs from base 1 to 2763 and encodes 920 amino acids. The transcript has 23 exons. Gene Ontology annotation, cellular component: cytosol. Gene Ontology annotation, molecular function: calcium-dependent phospholipid binding; calcium ion binding.